UCGCAAUCCAGCAGUUGUCGCGAUCGGAAGCAAAUCGGAAAAUCUCCCUUGGGAUCCUAAAACACACAGGCGAAGAUUUUGCUGGUUGUGUUGCGACGACGUCGACGCAUUCCAAUUGGAUUCAGAAAAUAAUUUAUUGAAAUGUUGCCCUUUCGCUUGGGCCUGCUACUUGGCGCCGUGCUUCUCGUGGCAAGCGCAAAUGGAGCUGCCCUCGAAAAAUCGCUCGCGAGUGAAGACGAGGUUUCUGGUCUAAACGACUUGCAGAGAGAAAAACGAAGUGGCAGAGGCUAUUCAAGAGGUCAAACCCAGUCUCAGUACUUAAAUUUCGGCAAACCCGAACAGGACGGAAAGGCCGAAGCGGAGGCCACCGAAAGUGGGUCUCGCUCAACUGUCUCUGGCACCCACGGAAUGGGCCAGGCCCAGAGUCAGUUCUCAUCGGGAGACUGCAAUGGAUGUUCCGGCUACCAAACGGAUUACCCCUCUUCCGGCAGAAUUCUAGAUGCUAGUGGAGCUGGUGGAGUCGGAAGACCCGGUUCUAUUAUAAGCUUACCCGGUGCAGGUGUGGACGGUGGACUGGGUGGGCAGCCAGGAUUUGGCGGUCAGCCAGGAAUCGGAGGGCAGUCAGGAAUCGGUGGACAGCCAGGAAUCGGAGUACAGCCCGGAAGUGGCACACAACAGGGUAUUGGAGGUUACUCACCCGGAUAUGGUACUCCUGGCUCUGGUAGUCAAUUUGAUAGCGGAAGACAACCAGCAACUGGGGCACCUGGAACUGGUGGAACACAACCUGGAUUUGGUGCACGCGAACAGCCAGCAUACGGAGCUCAGCCAGGGGUUGGAGUAAGCCAGACAGGAAUUAGUGGAGCUCAGCCUGGAUACGGAACUCAGCCGGGAGUUGCAGACCAGACAGGAAUAAGAGGCGGUCAGCUUGGAGUCGGCGGACCACAAGGGGUAGAAGGUGUACGUCCUGGGGAAUCAGGACUCGGCGGCGGACAGCAACAGCCCGGAUAUGGUACUCAACCAGGAACUGACGGACAAACUGGAGUCGGUAGUCAGCCAGGAGUCGUCGGACAACCAGGAUACGGAAGUCAAGCAGGAUCAGGCGGUUUCCCUGGAUCUGGAGCACAGCCAGGAGCUGGGGGACAAUCUGGAGUCGGACAACCCGGACUUGGACCUCAGCCAGGAGUGGGAGGACAAACUGGACUCGGAACUCAGCCAGGUCAACCAGGAUUCGGAACUCAAGCUGGAACAGGCAGCUUGCCCGGAUAUGGAACCCAGCCCGGACUUGGAGGAUCACCCGGAUAUGGCGCUCAGCCAGGAAGUAGUGGAGUCCAAACCGGAUACGGAACUCAGCCGGGAGUUGGCCAACAAUACGGAAGCCAGGGAGCAGUUGGUGGAACUGGAGUUGGUGGCCAGGCGGGAACUGGAGGAUCCCCCGGAUAUGGAACCCAACAGAUCGGAGUCGGGCAACCUGCAUACGGAGGUCAACCCGGACAAACAGGAGAUGGCCGGCAACCUGGUUACGGAACUCAAAGUGGAAUCGGUUUGCCCGGUUAUGGAACUCAGCCAGGAGCUGGCACGCAGACUGGAGGCGCUGGCGGACAAAUUGGAUACGGAACCCAGCCCGGUUAUGGCGCACAGCCGGGAAGUGCUGGGACCCAGACCGGAUACGGAAGUCAACCGGGAGAUCGAGUCGGACAACCCGGAUAUGGAAGCCAGGCCGAAAUUGGUGGAAGUCAACCCGGAAUUGGUGGAGUUCAACCCGGAUAUGGAGUUGAUAGUCAGACAGUCGGAGUUGGGCAGCCUGGAACACGUCCUGGAUUUACUGGAGAAUCAUUAACCAGUGGCGGACAGCCGAAAUAUGGUAGCCAACCAAUGCUAAGCGGAUCGCCUGGGUAUUUAACUCAACCUGGAUUUACUGGGCAGAUAGGAGGUCAACCAGGUAUUGGUGGAUCUCAGGACGGAUAUGGAACUCAAGUUGGAGGCACACAGCCAGGAGUUGGAGGUAGGCAACCAGGAAUUGGUGGAUCUCAACCUGGAUAUGGUGGACAGACAGGAGUUGGAGGAAGCCAACCAGGAAUAGGAGGAGCACAGCCCGGAUAUGGAACUCAACCUGGAUAUGGAACUCAACCUGGAUAUGGAGGUAGUCAACCAGGAAUUGGUGGAUCUCAACCUGGUUAUGGAACUCAACCUGGAGUUGGAGGCAUACAGCCAGGAAUUGGAGGAAGCCAACCAGGAAUUGGUGGAACUCAACCUGGAUAUGGAGCUCAACCUGGUUAUGGAACUCAACCUGGAUAUGGAACUCAACCUGGUCUUGGUGGACAGACAGGAAUAGCGGGAGCACAGACUGGAUAUGGAACUCAACCUGGAUAUGGAAAUCAACCAGGUGUUGGAGGUAGCCAACCAGGAAUUGGUGGAUCUCAACCUGGUUAUGGCACUCCUGGACAAGCAGGAAUUGGUGGAACUCAACCUGGAUAUGGAGCUCAACCUGGAUAUGGAACUCAACCUGGAUAUGGAACUCAACCUGGAAUUGCGGGUAGCCAACCAGGAAUUGGUGGAUCUCAACCUGGAGUUGGAGGAAUACAGCCAGGAGUUGGAGGAGGACAACCAAGAAUUGAUGGAACUCAACCUGGUUAUGGAACUCAACCAGGAAUAGGCGGAGCACAGCCCGGAUAUGGAACUCAACCUGGAUAUGGAACUCAAUCUGGAGUUGGAGGCACACAGCCAGGAGCUGGAGGAAGACAACCAGGAAUCGGUGGAACGCACGCUGGAUAUGGAACUCAACCUGGAGUUGGUGGACAGACAGGAGUUGCAGGAAGCCAACCAGGAGCAGGAGGAGCACAGCCCGGAUAUGGAACUCAACCUGGAGUUGGAGGCACACAGCCUGGAGUUGGAGGUAGUCAACCAGGAAUUGGUGCAUCUCAGCCUGGGUAUGGAACUCUGCCUGGAUAUGGAACUCAACCUGGAGUUGGAGGCACACAGCCUGGAGUUGCAGGUAGCCAACCAGGAAUUGGUGGAUCUCAACCUGGGUAUGGAACUCAACCUGGAUAUGGAACUCAACCUGGAGUUGGAGGAACCCAACCAGGAAUUGGUGGGUUUCAACCGGGAUAUGGAACUCAACCUGGAGUUGGAGGCAUACAGCAAGGAAUUGGAGGAGGACAACCAGGAAUUGGUGGAACUCAACCUGGAUAUGGAACUCAACCAGGAGUUGGAGGAGGUCAACCAGGAAUUGGUGGGUCUCAACCGGGAUAUGGAACUCAACCUGGAGUACAGCAAGGAAUUAGAGAAGGACAACCAGGAAUUGGUGGAACUCAACCUGGAUAUGGAACUCAACCUGGAGUUGGAGGAAGACAACCAGGAAUUGGUGGGUCUCAACCGGGAUAUGGAACUCAACCUGGAGUACAGCAAGGAAUUAGAGAAGGACAACCAGGAAUUGGUGGAACUCAACCUGGAGUUGGAGGAAGACAACCAGGAAUUGGUGGGUCUCAACCGGGAUAUGGUACUCAACCUGGAGUACAGCAAGGAAUUAGAGAAGGACAACCAGGAAUUGGUGGAACUCAACCUGGAGUUGGAGGAAGACAACCAGGAAUUGGUGGGUCUCAACCGGGAUAUGGAACUCAACCGGGAGUUGGAGGCAUACAGCAAGGAAUUGGAGGAGGACAACCAGGAAUUGGUGGAACUAAACCUGGAUAUGGAGGAACCCAACCAGGAAUUGGUGGGUCUCAAACGGGAUAUGGAACUCAACCUGGAGUUGGAGGCAUACAGCAUGGAAUUGGAGGAGGACAACCAGGAAUUGGUGGAACUCAACCUGGUUAUGGAACUCAACCUGGAGUUGGAGGAGGCCAACCAGGAAUUGGUGGGUCUCAACCGGGAUAUGGAGCUCAACCGGGAUAUGGAACUCAACCGGGAGUUGGAACUCAACCGGGAGUUGGAACUCAACCGGGAGUUGGAGGCAUACAGCAAGGAAUUGGAGGAGGACAACCAGGAAUUGGUGGAACUCAACCUGGAUAUGGAACUCAACCUGGAUAUGGAAGUCAACCUGGAGUUGGAGGAAGCCAACCAGGAAUUGGCGGAGCACAAACUCAACCCGGAUACGGAACUGUGCCCGGAUACGGUGGACAGACGGGAGUUGGAGUCGGGCAAUCUGGACAGACAGGUGUUGGUGUCGGACAACCCGGCUACGGAAUUCAAACUGGAGUUGGCGGAACGGGAGGACGCUAUACAGCUGGCACUGGAGUUUCUCCUGGAGUUGGUGGUGUUGGAAGCGCUGGUGGAGAUGGCGUUCCCGCUGCUGCAGGGACCGGUGGAGCUGACGACGCCUUCUCCCAGGCUGAGUCUUCUAUUGGCGACGGACAAGCCUCGGCAAGUGCUCAGGGCAAGAAGAACGGAGGCACGGCCAAGACCCAGGUGUCUGGAACCUAUAGUGCGGGCGGAACAUUCAGCGCCAGUGCGAUGACCUCGGAUGCGGAUCGCGCAGCUAGCGCUCAGGUGACCGGAACAGCCGAUGGCGCCGUGAGCCAGGCCCAGGGAUCAGGGGGUCCUGCCCAGUCACAGGCUCAGGUGCAAUCGGCUAAGGACGGCGGCACUAAGGCCUCCUCACAGAGCGGUGGCAUCGUCCAACAGAGCCAGAGCGAGGUCCAUGCCAAUGACAAGGGCGGACUGGCGGACGCCCAGUCGAGCGGGCCUGGACAGACCUCGUCCCAAGCACAGAUCGGUUUCCGUCCCGGCCAGGAAGCUAAUCCGCCAACGUCCAAUAACGGCGGUCAGGCCUCGUCCUCAUCAGGCGCCCACUCUAGUCAGAGUAGUUCGCAAAUUCACGGAACUUCCAGCUUUGGCGUUUCGUACCAAGGUGCUGCACAAUCCGCUUCGGGAACCAAGGAGGAGGUGGCAAGUUACAGGGACAAAAAUCGCGAACUCUUCAACACCAUCAGUCAGUUCGGCAAUAAUGGCAAUGCAGUUACUGAUCGUACUGAUGCUGUCUAUAGUGGACCUGCCCUCACUGAUGACUCCGAGAGGCAGCCUGAAUUGCAGCUGAAGUCGACCAAGCCCAAAGAAGAAUCUGACAAGCCAGAAAGGAAACCAGACCAGCAGGAGCCCGCUCAGUACGACGAUGACGAUGAAGCGGAUCCGGAUGAAUACGAUGAUGAUGAGUAUUACAACGAGAAGCCAAUCAAGCUGGAGGAAAGCCCCAAAUCAGUGAGCAGUGUUAAGCAACCAGAGCCAACUCCAGAGCCCAAGGUCUACAUACAGACUACGCAGAAGGCGGUGGUUCUACCGGUGGUGGUGCAAAAGCAGAACAGCAAGGCUAUCAAUUCUGAGCCCUCAACCACCGAGGUCAUUCCACCAGGAUUCCGAGGCACCGUCAAUGUGCAAAAGAAGUUCCACACCAAGGCCUUGGAGCUGCCCAGUCCCAAGAGGGUGGAGAUUUCAGCAGACACAGCUGAAGAGGGCCCCAUUCGCGGUGACAAGCCCAUCGCACGGGCUCCAGACAGCUAUGUCACCGUCACCAAGUCGGUGACUGGCAGCAUGGACAACAGCAAGAACCCGCCGCAGGAGAACAAGAACUUCCAGUCCACAUAUUUUACCAAAACCUCGACAUGCGGCUACUUCACCUUCUCCUGCAACAUUGUUUACGGUGCGAACGGCAGGAGCAAAAUCUGCCAUAAGAAGACACCCACCAACGGCAAAUGCUAGGGGAUCAUAUACCACAUCCCCUUACCCAUCCAUAUUAUAGUAGAUCAGUUCCAAAGGGGCUCAAUUAUAGAACAGCUUAGCCAACCGCCAUAUACAAAUACCUAUUUGAGUUCUGAUGCAGCUUGGUCUUCAGCAUUUAAGUGUUUUUUGCAAAUAAUUUUAGAGUUUUACUGCCAUUUCUUAAAUAUUUUGUACGUUUUGCAACUGUAAUUAAUAUUUAACAACAAACCACAAAAAAUAAAGUCAUUUGCUUGAUUUAUUUUACCGAA
This is a messenger RNA of Drosophila rhopaloa, 5960 nucleotides long. It is a transcript of the gene prc, whose product is annotated as collagen alpha-2(IV) chain. Bases 142 to 5691 code for a protein of 1849 amino acids. Lineage: Eukaryota; Metazoa; Arthropoda; Insecta; Diptera; Drosophilidae. The record is from RefSeq and is a predicted model, not a curated record. The transcript has 9 exons.